Messenger RNA from Olea europaea var. sylvestris, 2662 nucleotides. RefSeq names its product putative pentatricopeptide repeat-containing protein At5g37570. Gene Ontology annotation, molecular function: protein binding; RNA binding. The coding region runs from base 77 to 1744 and encodes 555 amino acids. Gene Ontology annotation, biological process: RNA modification. The record is from RefSeq and is a predicted model, not a curated record. Lineage: Eukaryota; Viridiplantae; Streptophyta; Magnoliopsida; Lamiales; Oleaceae. The transcript has a single exon.
CUUCUUUUGUCAUAGUUUCUCACCCAACAAUCUAGGACGGAAACAGCUCCAAAUGUUCCUUAUUAUAUAGUCGCCGAUGAGCUUCCCCUCUGCACUCGGACGGUCAUCACCAUUCCAAUUACCAAUACCAUCCCUGUUAAGAGCCUGCAAAACCAUUAAAGAACUAAACAUAGUGCAUGCCCGUGUCAUCUACACAGGCUUAGAGCAAGACAAUUUCCUGAUUACACAAUUUAUUUCUCUCUGCAGCCAAUUUCCGCCCACCAACCUUAAGUACAUCACCAGCAUUUUUAACCGAGUUAUUAGCCCCAAUAUUUAUCUUUGGAAUAAUCUGAUUAAAGCCCAUUGUGAGGAUUCUGAUAUUAGUGAAUGUUUCUUGGUUUUUAAGAGAAUGAAAAGGGAGUCAACUGUGGGUCCUGAUAAGUAUACUUUUCCCUCUUUGAUUAAGGCUUGCUCUAAUGCAAACGCUUUGAGGGAAGGGAGAGUUAUUCAUGGGUUGAGUGUAAGGUAUGGGACAGAUGGUGAUGUGUUUGUGGGCUCCAGUUUGAUUGAUUUGUAUGGUAAGUGUGAGGAGAUUAACUCUGCACGCAAGGUGUUUGAUGGAAUGAACGUGACAAAUGAGGUCUCUUGGACGGCUAUGAUGGUGGGUUAUUUAAAUUCUGGAGAUUUAUUCAAGGCGAAAUAUCUAUUUGAUGAAAUGCCUGUGAAGAGCUUGGCUACGUGGAAUGCCAUGAUUAAGGGGUUGGUAAGGUUGGGUGAAUUAAAGGGUGCUAGGAUUUUGUUUGAUAAGAUGCCGGAGAGAAAUAAGGUCUCUUUUACAACAAUGAUUGAUGGGUAUGCCAAGGCUGGUGACAUGGCUACUGCAAGGUUGUUGUUUGAUGAGUUAUCAGAAAAGGACUUGUUUUCAUGGUCUGCAUUGAUAUCAGGGUAUGUGCAGAAUGGGAAGUCCAAUGAGGCCAUGAAAGUUUUCGGCGAAAUGUGGGCCAUGAAUGUUAGGCCGGAUGAAUUUAUAAUGGUGAGCUUGAUGUCUGCUUGUUCCCAAUUGGGGUGUUUAAAGCUUGCAAAAUGGGUUGAUUUUUACAUAUGUAACAACUCGUUUGAUCUUGGACGCGCUCAUGUUGCUGCGGCUCUUGUGGAUAUGAAUGCAAAGUGUGGGAAUAUGGAGAGAGCGAGUUUUUUGUUUGAGAAAAUGCCUAAACGUGAUUUGAUUUCGUUCUGUUCCAUGAUACAGGGGUUUUCCAUGCAUGGGAAUGGUGUUCAAGCGGUUGCACUGUUUGAUAGGAUGAUAGAUGAAGGGCUAAGGCCUGAUGAUGUGGCAUUCACAGUAAUCUUAGCAGCAUGUACACGUGCCGGCCUUGUUGACGACGGAUCUCGUUAUUUUGACAUAAUGAUUAAUGAAUACUCUCUGAGUCCAUCUCCCGAUCAUUAUGCAUGUAUGGUUGACCUUCUAGGUAAGUCAGGAAAACUGAAUGCCGCUUACGAGCUCAUUAAAUCGAUGCCUGUGGAGCCUCAUGCUGGUGCUUGGGGUGCUCUUCUUGGGGCUUGUCAGCUACAGUGUGACACUGACUUAGCUGAGAAAGUAGCACAUCGACUUUUUGAGCUUGAGCCUCACAGUGCUAGUAGUUAUGUCCUUUUGUCCAACAUAUAUGCAGAAGCAAAUAGAUGGUUGGAGGUAUCACAUUUAAGGGGCAAAAUGAGCGAGAGGGGACUUCGAAAGAUACCUGGUUGCAGUUAUGUAGAGUUAUAAGUCUCAACUCGAUUCCACAUUUUUGAAGUGUUGUCGCAGUGUAAUUCUACUAAGUUCAAUGAGUUGGAGACCGACUUUUUGCUUGGUUCUGACACAGUCUGAAGCCAACACAUACAUUGCGGCAAUAUAACAUUAUGGAUGAAAGGGUUCACAGUUAAUUGAUAUGCACGAAAUAUUUGUCCAAUAAUGGCAUUGCUCUAUUGACUGAGGGAAUUUACAUCAUGGAUUAAUCAGUGCUGGCUAUAACAGUAUUGUAGCCAUUGUUUGUUGUGUUAUUGGCAGUGUUAUUCGACCAAAUUGGUUUUUGUGAGUAUGGUUAUUCAUUCCUUGUGAAAAUGAUCACUUGAAGGAGAAGUGAAACAGGGGAAAUAAAAAACGAAGAAAAGAGCUCUCUGUUCACUAAAUCCAGUUAAAAUAUUCUGGAUCCUCGCCAUUUAGUACCUGAAAGGAUAUGGUUGAAUGGAAUGCAAAGAAGUGUUAUGCAGCACACUGAAAAAGAAGUUCUAUGAUGCAGAUUUUCUCUGAAAAGAAGUGAUUCAGGUUCAUCGAAGAUGUACCAAUUUUCUUUUUUUGCAACUGGUGGAAGGAAUUGACCAAAAAUUGAUAUGCUACUUGGAUAUUCUUUGUCACUCUCUGCGUUGAAAGUGGCCUCUGCUAAGUGUAACCUGGAAUUCUUUUAUGUUCAGAGGCCCCGAAUUUUCUCUAAGAUACACCUGCGGCAACAAUUAUCACUUAUCCAAUUGAAUGCAAAUUUGUGUACUUUCAUAGUAUCUGAAUCAGACUGGUACCAUCUUUAAAUAUGCUAUAUAUUAUGGCAUUUUAAAGAGCUUGUAUGUUGUUGUGAUAAUGAUUGUUACUGUGUAUUUUACUUGUCAAGACGCAAAAAGAAGAAAAAGAUAUUCAGCCUGUUUGGGUCCG